Messenger RNA from Rangifer tarandus platyrhynchus (Svalbard reindeer), 1746 nucleotides. NCBI's taxonomy places the organism in Eukaryota, Metazoa, Chordata, Mammalia, Artiodactyla, Cervidae. The record is from the annotation of a GenBank genome assembly.
AUGUGGCCUGUUAGGCAAAAUGUGAUUGGAGCAUAUAGUCCACGUGGAGAGAUGAGAAAUGAAGCUAGAACUAAGAUGCCAGUUGAUCCCCUAUCCCUCCGAAGUUUGGGAACCCCAAAGUCUUCUUGCCUGGUGUUGGAGCUUUCAAGUCCUUCCAGAGAGGAGUGUCCUAUGUCUCGGGGCAGAGCAGAAAUCAUGGCUGCCAGCCUCAUGGGAUUACUUCUGCUUCACACAGUGUCGUGGGUAUCAGGUGCCUGCCCCUGCAGCCCUAAAAGCUUUGGCUACAGCUCUGUGGUGUGUGUCUGCAAUGCUACAUACUGUGAUUCUCUUGACCCCUUGACCCUGCCUGACCCUGGCAACUUCAGCCGCUUUGAGAGCACACGCAGCGGGCGCCGAAUGGAGCUGAGUCUGGGGACCUUCCAGGCCAAUCGCACAGGCACAGGGUUGCUGUUGACCCUGCAGCCAGAUCAGAAGUUCCAGAAAGUGAAGGGAUUUGGAGGGGCCAUGACAGAUGCUGCUGCCCUCAACAUCCUUGCCCUGUCACCUGCUGCACGGAAUCUGCUACUCAAAUCGUACUUCUCUGAAGAAGGAAUUGAAUACAACAUCAUCCGGGUCCCCAUGGCCAGCUGUGACUUCUCCAUCCGCACCUAUACCUAUGACGACAGCCCUGAUGACUUCCAGUUGCUCAACUUCAGCCUUCCAGAGGAAGAUGUCAAGCUCAAGAUACCACUGAUUCACCAAGCUCUGGAAUUGGCCAACCGCUCUGUCUCACUCUUUGCCAGUCCCUGGACAUCACCCACUUGGCUCAAGACCAAUGGGGCCGUGAAUGGGAAGGGGACACUCAAGGGCCAGCCAGGGAAUCUCUACCACAAGACCUGGGCCAGAUACUUUGUCAAGUUCCUGGAUGCCUACGCCGAGCACAAGUUACGGUUCUGGGCAGUGACAGCCGAGAACGAGCCUACUGCAGGGCUGCUUAGCGGGUACCCCUUCCAGUGCUUGGGUUUCACUCCUGAGCACCAGCGAGACUUCAUUGCCCGUGACCUGGGUCCCAUCCUCGCCAACAGUACACACCGCGACGUCCGACUGUUCAUGCUGGAUGACCAGCGCUUGCUGUUGCCUCGCUGGGCCCAGGUGGUGCUGGCAGACCCAGAAGCAGCUAAGUAUGUUCAUGGCAUCGCUGUGCAUUGGUACCUGGACUUCCUGGCUCCAGCAAAAGCCACCCUGGGGGAGACGCACCGCCUGUUCCCCAACACCAUGCUCUUUGCCUCAGAGGCCUGUGUGGGCUCCAAGUUCUGGGAGCAGAGCGUGCGGCUGGGCUCCUGGGAUCGAGGGAUGCAGUACAGUCACAGUAUCAUCACAAACCUGCUCUACCAUGUGGUCGGCUGGACUGACUGGAACCUCGCCCUAAAUCCUGAAGGGGGACCCAACUGGGUGCGCAACUUUGUUGAUAGCCCCAUCAUUGUGGAUAUCGCCAAGGACACAUUUUACAAACAGCCUAUGUUUUACCACCUUGGCCACUUCAGCAAGUUCAUCCCUGAGGGCUCACAGAGAGUGGGGCUGGUUGCCAGUGAGAAGAGUGACUUGGACACGGUGGCACUGUUACGUCCUGACGGUGCUGCAGUUGUGGUCGUGCUGAACCGCUCCUCUAAGGAUGUGCCUCUCACCAUCAAGGAUCCCGCCGUGGGCUUCAUGGAAAUUGUCUCACCUGGCUACUCCAUUCACACCUACCUGUGGCGUCGCCAGUGA